Molecule: messenger RNA, 2193 nt
Organism: Pelagomonas calceolata
Lineage: Eukaryota; Pelagophyceae; Pelagomonadales; Pelagomonadaceae
Source: the annotation of a GenBank genome assembly
GAUUUACGUAUGCGUCGUGUGCGUGCCUAUAGCUCCACUCCCGCGCUCGUUAAGGCGAGCAAAGGUGAUCAAUUGACCACUGCACGGGUUCACGAGGAUAAGAAAGCGUGUAAAGCCGCUGCAGCCAUCUGCUGAACGCUGCAGCGUACUGCAAACUAGUCAGAGGCCGCCGCAGCGAUGCCGAAACCUCUCGCGUGGCUCGCGACGGCAUCCGCACGAAUCGGAUACGCACGAAUCACAAUGCUGCUGCGCCUCGCGACGGCGUCAGCGCUGCUCGCCCCGCAGCCCGCGACGCCACCGACCACACGCCUGCGAGCAGCAGCACCGUUGGUGGAGCUCUACGGUGAGCGCGUCAGCGCCGGCGACGAGACGCUCAUCGACACGCUGAGCCUCAAAGUAGACAAAGGCGACCGCGUGGCCCUCGUCGGCCCGAACGGCUCGGGCAAGAGCACGCUGGCCAGGCUCCUCGGCCAGCGCGUCUUUAGCGGCGGCUUCGGUCAAGCGCCCGAGACGACGGCGAUGCAGCGGCCGAAGCUAGGACGGGAGGCGCUCGGGAAGGGGAUUGCGGAGCUCCGCGUCGAGCAGCGCCGCGGCGACGUCGUCUCGCCCUUCCCGCCUCCGAAUAGACUAGGAGCGCACCACGUGUCCUUCGAGGCCCAUCGGACGCUGCUGGCCGAGGAGGCCGCGGAGUUCGCCGAGAGCCGCUUCUCCGUCGUUCAUAAAAGAGCGACGGUCGCGUCCUACCUCUUCCCGGAGUUUUAUCCUUCGGCGUUGAGCUACGCCGGCUACGAACCUCGGAGAACGCGCCUCGCGCCGCUGCCCGUGGCCCGUGACGCGGGGAGUGAUGACGAAGCCCUCGAGGCUUUGGACGCCGCGGCGCUGCGGAACGCGGCCCUGAAACGGUUCCGGUUGACGGACAAGCGCCACACGCCGCUGCACGCGCUGUCGACGGGCGAGGCGCGCGCUUUGUUAGCUUGCGAGUACUUUGCGCGCGAGCCGCGGCCCUCGCUGCUAGUGCUGGACGAGGCCUUUGAUGGUUUGGACGAGGCGGCUCGAAAUACAUUACAGGCCGCGAUCAGCGAAGAAGCGGCGAACGACCCUUCUUUAACGAUCGUGCAGGUCGCUCAUAGAAGAGAGGACCUCGUGGAUCCGACGAAGGCGGUCGUUCUGGAUGGGAAGGGUGGCGCCGUCGUUGGCGACUGGGAAAAUGUAGGUUCGAAGGCGCUGGAGCAGCUCGAGGUCGCCCCUACUAUCAAAAAGGGAGAAGCACCUAAAAAGCCGGACGCCUUUUCGGUGGGAAGGGGCGGCGCGAAGACCUGGGGCCGCCGCGGCGUGCUGCGAGACAUCCAGAGUGACGAGGUCGUCCGCUUCGACGAUGUAGGCGUUUCAUACGACGGCGUCGAGGUCUUCCGGAACCUGUCGUUCGUCAUCAAUGCCGGAGAAGCCGUGGCGCUCCUCGGCCCGAACGGCUGCGGCAAGUCCACGGUCGUCGACAUGAUCACGGGCGACUCUCCUCUCGCGUUCGGCCAGGCCGUGACGCUGUUCGGCCGGCGCAAGGGGUCCGGGGAGAGCGUUUGGGAUAUCAAAAGAAGGAUAGGUCAGGUCACUCCACGGUCACACAUGCAAUACCUCACGUUCUGCGACCCGCAUAACUCUGCGGACGCCGUCGGGCGCAGCGGCAAGACGGUGUCGUCGCGCGACGUGGUAAUGUCGGGCUUCUACGAUACGAUAGGAUUGUACGAUAGACCGGCGGCGGAACAUGGUGAUAUCGCGGACGCGUGGGUCGCGACGUUAGGCAUCGGCGACCUCGUGUCGGCGACGCCGGGCUCCUUCACGCGCCUGUCGCUGGGCCAGCAAAAGCUCGUGCUUCUCUGCCGCGCGCUGGUCAAGCGGCCGCGGCUGUUGGUGCUGGACGAGCCGACGCACGCGUUGUCACGGUCGUCACGCGACCGGUUCCUCGCGGCCCUCCAGGCGGCGCGCGACGCCGCCGACGUGGCCGUGCUCUACGUCUCGCACCGCGCGGACGAAAUUGAAGCCCUGAACUGCGACGACGUCGUAAGGCUAGGGGUGCCGCAACAGCAACAGGCCUUCGACGGCAUGUCCUGCGUCGCGUUCAAGCUCGACGCCCUCGCGACGACGACGCCGCGAACGAACAAAGGAUGGGUGCCGCCGGAGAGUUGGGGGGGAGACUAA